CUGAAAACCCACAGCCUGGACUCAGAGCUCAAGUCUGAACUCUACCUCCAGACAGAAUGAAGUUCAUCUCGGCGUCUCUGCUUCUCAUGCUGCUGGUCAGCAGCCUCUCUCCAGUCCAAGGUGUUCUAGAGGUCUAUUACACACACUUGAGGUGUAGAUGUGUCCAAGAGAGCUCACUCUUUAUCCCCAGACGCUUCAUCGAUCGAAUUCAAAUCUCGCCUCGUGGGAAUGGUUGUCCAAGGAAAGAAAUCAUAGUCUGGAAGAAGAACAAGUCAGUUGUGUGUGUGGACCCUCAAGCUGAAUGGAUACAGAGAAUAAUGGAAACGUUGAGAAAAAAAAUUUCUUCAGCUCCACCAGUUCCAGUGUUUAAGAGAAAGAUUCCCUGAUGCUGAUAUUACCGCUAAGAACACCUACAUUCUUCCCUUAUCCUUGCUCUGGAUUUUAGUUUUGUGCUUAGUUAAACCUUUUCCAGGAAAAAGAACUUCCCCAUACAAAUAAGCAUGAGACUAUACGUAAAAAUAACCUUGCAGAAGCUGAUGGGGUGAACUCAAGCUUCUUCACUCACAGAACCCUAUAUACACGUGGAGUCUGCAUUCUUAUUCAUUAGGGAGGCCAGUUUCUUUGAAAACAGUUAUUCAGUUAUAAAUAAUAUAGGAGUAUUUUGAUAAUAUACUUGUUGUUUAAUGUUUAACAUUUCUUAGAAAAUAAUGGAAUGAGAAUUUAAGCCUCAAAUUUGAACAUGUGGCUUGAAUUAAGAAGAAAAUUAUGGCAUAUAUUAAAAGCAGGCUUCCAUGAAAGACUCAAAAAGCUGCCUGGGAGGUGGAUGGAACUUGAGCCUGUCAAGAGGCAAAGGAAUCCACGUAUCCUCUGCUUAAAAACUCACUAUGGAGGAGAAUUAAGUCCUACUUUUAAAGAGUUUCUUUAUAAAAUUUACUGUCUAAGAUUAAUAGCAUUCAAAGAUCCCCAGACUUCAUAGAAUACUCAGGAAAAGCAUUUAAAGGGUGAUGUACACAUGGAUUCUUUCACACAUUUGCCUUGACAAACUUCUUUCACUUGCGUCUUUUACACUGACUUUUUUUUGUGGGGGUGGGGGUGGGGGACUCUGGUAUCAAAUUCUUUAAUGAUUCCUAUAAAUCUAAUGACAUUCAAUAAAGUUGAGCAAACAUUUUACUUAA
This is a messenger RNA of Rhinopithecus roxellana (golden snub-nosed monkey), 1175 nucleotides long. It is a transcript of the gene CXCL13, whose product is annotated as C-X-C motif chemokine ligand 13. Gene Ontology annotation, biological process: cellular response to lipopolysaccharide; neutrophil chemotaxis; chemokine-mediated signaling pathway. The record is from RefSeq and is a predicted model, not a curated record. The coding region runs from base 57 to 386 and encodes 109 amino acids. Gene Ontology annotation, cellular component: extracellular region. Gene Ontology annotation, molecular function: chemokine activity; CXCR chemokine receptor binding. NCBI's taxonomy places the organism in Eukaryota, Metazoa, Chordata, Mammalia, Primates, Cercopithecidae. The transcript is spliced from 4 exons.